Molecule: messenger RNA, 291 nt
Organism: Exophiala xenobiotica
Lineage: Eukaryota; Fungi; Ascomycota; Eurotiomycetes; Chaetothyriales; Herpotrichiellaceae
Exons: 3
Coding region: 1-291 (96 amino acids)
Biological process (GO): transmembrane transport; carbohydrate transport
Cellular component (GO): membrane
Molecular function (GO): carbohydrate:proton symporter activity
Source: RefSeq, a predicted model, not a curated record
AUGAUUGGUGCUUUGCUCAUGGUGCCUUGUUUGAUCUUCAUUCAAUUCUUUGCUCCUAGCCUUGGAGUCUUGGAGACUGGACAGAUUCUCCUCGGUAUUGCUCUUGGCAUCUUCCAGACCAUCACAUGCGUUUAUGCCAUAGAGGUGAUGCCGACAUGUCUGCGAGCAUACCUUACGAGUUAUGUCAACUUGUGCUGGGUGUUUGGUCAGCUCAUCGCUACCGGUGUGCUUCGGGGCGUCUUGGACAUGCAGGCACCGUGGACAUAUCGUGUCCCCUUCGCGGUUCAGUGA